This is a messenger RNA of Aureobasidium musti, 4623 nucleotides long. The record is from the annotation of a GenBank genome assembly. Lineage: Eukaryota; Fungi; Ascomycota; Dothideomycetes; Dothideales; Saccotheciaceae.
GCCAUCAUCCGCCCAGCAUUGACUGCCUCUGGUCGCCGCUCGGUCGCUACUCGUUUCCGCCCAGCAUGUCGCUGCUUGCACAACAGCUCGUCGAGAACAGCCACGCCACUGCCUCAUCCUAUUGCUGCUGGUCCGCCACCACAACCUCCUCAAGCACCUGCCACCGAGACCGAGGAUCGUGUCGCUCGCAAGAGACAACAAGCUGCGCUUUUGGCAAGACAGUCACAGAUCAAGGUGGACCCGUCAAAGCCAGCAUCCGCCCUGCGCAAGCGUUUCUGGAAAGAGUCUUCAGUCAAGGAGACUGCUGAUGGACUUCAGAUCAUGCUGGAUAAGCGACCGGUCAGAACAGCCUCCAAGGAGAUUCUCACCCUGCCACCUACCAAGUACGCCCUUGCCUCAGGCAUCGCUCUCGAAUGGGAUCUUCUCACAUCGGCGCAACAAGCACUGAAGCAUCACUACAUCCCUCUUACAUCUCUGAGCUCGCGCGCAAUCGAUAUUCAUAACGCCGAUCUGCAGGGCGACAAUAAGAUCAGAGAGAGCAUUGUCACAAUGCUUAUGAGAUACUUGAGCACCGACACGUUACUCUGCUGGGAUCCCGAGAAGAACAUUCAUGACCCCUCAUCGGCGCUCGACAUGAAGAUUGAUGGUCAGCCCAAGCAGAGUCUCCGACAAAAGCAAAUCGAGACAGCCGAGCCAAUUCUUGCAUACCUCACGACGCACAUUUUCCCUGGUCUCGAGAUUGUUCCUAUCUUGGGUGAGGAUAGCAUCAUGCCGGUCAAGCAACCCAAGGUGACGCAGGAGGUUAUCCGUGGAUGGAUAUCAGCUCUGCCCGCCUUCGAGCUGGCAGGACUCGAGAGAGGAGUUUUGGCUACCAAGAGUCUGCUCGUGGCGAUCCGGUUGUUGGUUGAGUGGAGUCAGGAGUUCAGACACUUGCAGAAAGACGAUAACACAAGCCGAUUCGGUAUUGCCGAAGCGCGUCAAGCUUCAAGCGUUGAAGUGACAUGGCAGACUGACAUGUGGGGUGAAGUUGAGGACACUCACGAUGUCGAGAAGGAGGAUGUGGCAAGACAACUGGGCAGUGUGAUUCUGCUGGGGCGACGUGCCUCAAAACGAGGCUCCCGACUCUCCAACCACAGACAACUCAGAAAUGGCCUCGUCACGGAACUCGUUCCAGAGCGCCCGCCCAGCCCUCACCUGGUUACGACCAUGACAAACUCCAAUCCCGACUCUGCCGCUGCCUCACCAGCUACCCGUACACCGUCGGCUCCCCGGAACGGUUCUAUCACGACCAUGCCUCAAGCAUCCACCACCUCGAUUGAGCAGUCGGUCAAGCUGUUCAAGGUCUUUGAAGCCUUGCGACAAGGAGACACGGCCGGUAUCAACAGACAUCUGCGCGAUGACUCGACCAAGCUCGAAGGGAACACCAUCUUGCAUCUUGCUGUCCAAUGCGCCGAACCCUCUGUCGUCGAGUACGUCCUAAGCAUGGGCCAGAACACCCUGGACAUCAACGCCAGAGAUCGUGACGGCAACACUCCUCUACAUAUUGCUUCAACUCUUGGUCGCACCAGCGUUAUCAAGCUUCUCCUUGAUCAGAAAGCCAUUAACGAGUCUGUUACGAACUUCCAAGGAAAGACUCCGCUAGACCUCGCUCGCAGCCCUGAGGCCUUCCAGCUCCUACAGCUUGCUCGUUCCAUCUUCAUUGAGAGAACGACCCACAGAAUCCAGCACCUCAUCCAAUCUGCCGACUACGGUACCCUCGAAGACGUUCUUGCCGACGAUCACGUUCGUCACGUUGUCGACAUCAAUGCCCCCGAGUUGGCUACAGAGCCUCAGACUGUCGAGUCCGGUGGUACACUGCUGCACGAAGCCACACGCAAUAAAGACACACAACUCAUUCAAAUACUUCUGCUCAACGGCGCUGAUCCCUUCCGUCGUGAUCGCAAAGGCAAGUUGCCUCAGGAAAUCACAAAGGACGACCACACCAAGCAGAUUCUGAAAAAGUCGCCCGCCGCUGCUGCUGCCCAACGAGGUGUUCAAGAGAAGGCCAUACUUGGUACCGGCGAAGGCCAGCCUGAAAAUGCUCUCAGCGCAAAAGAGGCACGUGAGAUGAAGGGUUACCUAAAGAAGUGGACCAACUACACGACUGGAUACAAAUUGAGAUGGUUCGUGCUCGAGGAUGGUGUUCUGAGCUAUUACAAGCACCAGGAUGAUGCUGGUUCUGCUUGCCGUGGUGCCAUCAAUAUGAAGAUCGCUUCUCUGCACAUGGACUCCAAAGACAAGCUGACUUUCGAGAUUCAUGGCAAGUCGUCAGUCAAGUACCAUCUCAAGGCAAAUCACGAGGUCGAAGCAAAGCGCUGGUUCUGGUCUUUAAACAAUGCCAUUCAAUGGUCUAAGGAUGAGGCUCGUGAAGAGCAGAAGCGUCAACGUCAAGAGGGCGAGGCCUUACGCCAGGCUGCUAUGGAGAAGCAAUCUACCACUCCCUCUGCUGCCGACUCUUCUACUCUUGCACCUACUGUGAGCGAUCGACGCACCAGCAUUGCCCAUACUGCCGAUGGAGAGACUUUGUACGGUGACGAGCCUUCGAGAUUGACCCGUCACCGCACUUUCGAAACAGACGGUGAACGCGAUUUUGAAGAUGAGGAGGACGAUUACGCCGAUGACGAUAGCGCUCAUGAGAUUAAACCCAUCAACAAGGAUGCCUUCAACAUCACUGCUCAGUCAGCCAAGCUUCAGCUUGAUUUGUUGGCUUCUGUCUCAAACUCACUGCAGCAAGAGAAGACUAACAACCCCAGCAUCCCUCUGGGUCAUCCUGAUGUCGAAUAUGCUCUGGCCUCUUACGACACUGCUGUCGGUAACCUCAGAGGCUUGUUGAUAGACCUUCUACGCAUCUCCAAGGACCACGACGCCUAUUGGCAACAUCGUGUUGAUCGAGAAGCGCAUAUCCGCAAGCUUUGGGAGGAAAGUAUGGCCCGAGUUGCAGCCGAACAAGAAGAGCUAGAAAAUCGCAUUGGUGAAAGUGAGGACAAGCGCAAGAGAACCAAGCGUGCCUUGAGAGAUGCUCUGGAAGGACAAAACUCAGGUACCGCAAGCCGAGCUCGCAGUCGCAGAGGAACUACAGCCACUCAAAGCAGCAAGCUCGCUGCUGCUGUUGAAGGCAUAUCUGUUGCCGAAGACGGCACGGCUGCUGCGGGUCCACCAUCGCCUUCCUUGAGUCGCAGACAAACUCUUGCAGACUUGACCAACCACGACGUAUCCGACGAUGAUUCGGAUAUGGAUGAACAAUUCUUUGAUGCCGUUGAUGCUGGAGAGGUCGAGGUUGUUGAUCAGAUGCCUGUCACAAGCACGCCUCAAACCAACACCCAGUCAGAGAAGACUGCUCCCAUUGAAGAUAACACUUCUACCGCGAUCCAAAAGUCGUAUAAAGGCUAUGAGGACCCUGUUAGAUCCAAGCUUCCUAUUGAUGCCGACAAUCGACCAAAGGUCUCGCUCUGGGGUAUCCUUAAAAACAUGAUUGGUAAGGAUAUGACCAAGAUGACUCUGCCCGUCACCUUCAACGAGCCUACCUCUCUUUUGUAUCGUGUUGUUGAGGAUAUGCAAUACACUGAGCUUUUGGAUACUGCUGCCGAACGCUCUGACUCUGCCGAAAGAAUGGUCUAUGUUGCUGGUUUCGCUGCUUCAGAAUAUGCCUCUACCAUCGGCAGAGUUGCAAAGCCUUUUAACCCUCUACUGGGAGAAACCUUCGAGUAUGUCCGUCCCGACAAGGGCUACCGCUUCUUCAUUGAGCAAGUCAGCCAUCAUCCUCCAAUUGGUGCCGCCUAUGCGGAGAGUGCUAAGUGGGAGUACUAUGGUGAAUCUUCAGUGAAGAGCAAGUUUUACGGCAAGUCCUUCGAGAUUAACCCUCUCGCCGACCCAUGGACCCGAAGAACUCUACACAUGGAAAAGGUCACUUCAUCGGUUGUUGGCAUCAUCACUGGUAAUCCCACUAUUGACAACUACGGUCUCAUGGAGGUCAAGAACCACACUACUGGAGAGACAGCAAUCCUAGACUUCAAGCAGCGUGGUUGGAAAGCAUCAUCCGCCUAUCUUGUCGCUGGAAAGAUCACCGACGCAAAGGGAGUCCCCAAAUGGAGCAUUGGCGGUCGUUGGAACGACAAGAUCUAUGCUCGUCCCACUCCUGGCUAUGAAGAUGAGAAUCUGGGCACGUCUACCAAAUCCCAAGAAUCCAAUCAAGCUAUUCUGGUUUGGGAAGCUGGACCCCGUCCUCAAGGGAUUCCUUUCAACUUGACGCCUUUUGUCGUUACGCUUAAUGCAUUGCCGCAACGUCUGCAACCGCUUCUCGCACCCACCGAUUCAAGAUUCAGACCUGACCAGCGCGCUAUGGAGGAAGGAAGAUAUGACGACGCAUCCGAAGAAAAGAACCGUGUUGAAGAGAAACAGAGAGCACGACGUCGCGAGCGUGAAGCGGCUGGCGAACACUUUGAGCCCAGAUGGUUCAAACUCUCCACCCACCCCGUUACUGGAGAAGAGUACUGGCGCUUUGGCGGCGAGUACUGGGGUAUAAGAGACAGAGUUGCCAAUGGAGAAGCCACUUGGAAAGAAGCUGGGCUCGAGCAGAUUUACUGA